Ixodes scapularis (black-legged tick) is the source of this 519-nucleotide messenger RNA. RefSeq lists its product as uncharacterized. Lineage: Eukaryota; Metazoa; Arthropoda; Arachnida; Ixodida; Ixodidae. Gene Ontology annotation, molecular function: catalytic activity. The annotation marks the transcript as partial. The record is from RefSeq and is a predicted model, not a curated record. The transcript has a single exon.
AUGGCAAUUGACGCGUUCGUUCUUCCGCAAGACUUGAUAACCUAUCUUGGUGCGGAUUAUAUUUCACACAUGACCUGUUUUCAUUUAAAUGUUCGGUCUGCGAAAAGCGAAGCUGUAGAUCUUGAGCUACUUUUCGAUCAAUUUGGUUUUUCUUUCGAUGUCAUCAUGCUUACAGAAACCUGGUACACUGAAGAGACUGACGUACUACAACUCCCUACAUACCGCUCUUUUUACAUAAAUCGUAAAGAGAAACGUGGUGGUGGCUUAGCCAUUUUGACAAAAAGUGUUUCUGGUGAAGUAAUAGGUGAUUAUAGUUGCAUCACUCAAGAUUACGAAAUGAUGUGUAUACGCAAUAACCAGAAUAUCUUUGCUGUGGUGUACCGGCCACCAAACGGCAACAUUGAAUCGUUUUUAAAAUUUUUUGAGUCUUUUUUGGUUUUUGUUAAUGAAGAAAAAUGUAAUGUAAUUUGUGGUGGCGACUUUAAUAUUGAUAUGAGCGCGGAAACCGUAGCUAAAAAA